Messenger RNA from Macrosiphum euphorbiae (potato aphid), 339 nucleotides. The record is from the annotation of a GenBank genome assembly. Lineage: Eukaryota; Metazoa; Arthropoda; Insecta; Hemiptera; Aphididae.
AUGGCAAGCCGUUUGGUACAACCUGUAAGUGCCGCCCGUGGUCGAGGACAUGCCCGUCUGCUCGGCCAUGGCGUAUACCCGUGUGAGGAGUGCAACUGGUCGCCCAGAGAUGCUCAUGCGGCACGUCAUGCACGUCAAGCAGCGGUACACGUGCCGCGAGUGUGGAAUAUCGCUUUCACGGUCCGACGACCCGAUCAGAUACUAGCGGACACACACCGGAGAAAACCGUUCGAGUGUUUGCAAUGUCCCGUAAGCAUUUGCCGUCGGGACACGAUCUCCAAGCACGCGUGCUUGCAAACACAAUAUCACGUGAACUCAGAGGUCGAACUGGGCCGAUAA